Messenger RNA from Spirodela intermedia, 300 nucleotides. The record is from the annotation of a GenBank genome assembly. NCBI's taxonomy places the organism in Eukaryota, Viridiplantae, Streptophyta, Magnoliopsida, Alismatales, Araceae.
AUGAUCGCUGAUUUUACUGCCGCCGGGGACCAGCUCGGGUGGGCGCUCCGCACCAGCGCGGCGAUUCCAGUGAGGUGCGGCGUCGACAUGGAGGUGCCGGACAUGACGUUGAAGUUGAACUUGGACGACGAGGCGGCGGCGCCGGUGCUCACCUUGAAGGGCCAUGCAGCGAUGAUGUUGACUCCGGGGCCGGUGAUGUCUGGUUUGAGGAUCCCCGGGCUGGCGUGGCUCGGUCCCCGUGAGGAAAAUGAGGCGACCGCCGGCGACGGUGACGUCCCGAUGAGUGUCCCCUUGACAUAG